Messenger RNA from Megalops cyprinoides (Indo-Pacific tarpon), 2376 nucleotides. It is a transcript of the gene msto1, whose product is annotated as misato mitochondrial distribution and morphology regulator 1. Gene Ontology annotation, biological process: mitochondrion distribution. The record is from RefSeq and is a predicted model, not a curated record. Lineage: Eukaryota; Metazoa; Chordata; Actinopteri; Elopiformes; Megalopidae. Gene Ontology annotation, cellular component: cytoplasm. Bases 136 to 1908 code for a protein of 590 amino acids. The transcript is spliced from 14 exons.
ACUGUUGUCAUGUUUGCAGCCUCAAAGCAAUGAGGGUUGGCUAGAUGCUGUUGUAUUACGAAUUAAACAAAAUGAUUUGAUUUUUUAACAGUUUUUAUAUAUCUUUUAUUUGAGACCGGGUAUAUUGGGUACAGGAUGAGUAGCGUAUGCAGAGAGGUAGUGACCCUACAACUUGGUCACUAUUCAAACUUUGUCGGGACACAUUGGUGGAAUUUACAGGAUGCGUCCCUGUCUUACGAGCCUGACUCAGGGGCGCCACCUAGCGAGCUACAAAGUGAUGUGCUGUUCCGGGAAGGUGUGACACACGGGGGGCACGUCACCUAUACCCCUCGCCUUAUCGCCAUGGACCUCAAGGGGAGUCUCCAGACUCUGAGGCAGGAGGGCAGUCUUUAUGAAACUGACAAAGAGACCAAUGCCUUCACAUGGGAGGGGGAUGUGAUGACUCACGAGGAGAGCCCCCCUACAAAGAAUUCCUUUCUCCAGGAUUUGGACAAACUGGAUAAGGGGGAGAUAUUGGCUGAACCUGAGUACAGCACAUCUCAACUACAGCAAUGCCCAGGGGCUGUUGCCAUGGAGACGGUGAACAGCAGCUUGGAGCGCGCUCAGAAGAUGUACAGGCUAGAAGACAGCGUAAGGGUGUGGUCUGACUUUCUGAGGAUACACCUGCACCCGCGUACCAUCUCCGUCAUCAACCAGUACAACCAUGAUGGGGAGUCUCAGCGUCUGGAAGCUUUUGGCCAGGGGGAGGCGCUGUGCCAGGGAGUGGUGCUUGAGGAGCUGGAGGAUCGGCUGCACUUCUUUGUGGAGGAGUGUGACUACCUGCAGGGGUUUCAAGUGUUAUGUGAUCUUGCUGAUGGCUUUUCAGGCUUGGGGUCAAAGGUCACAGAGUUGCUCCAUGAUUCAUAUGGAGGUCGGGGUAUCCUUACGUGGGGGCUGGCUCCUGUCAACCAUCCAGAUUCUAGUCCGAUGAAGGAGUUCUACCACUUAUUGAACUACGCCUUGGGAACAAUCAGUCUGGCCAAUCACAGCUCUUUCUUCUGCCCUCUGACCCUGAGAGGGGGGUUGGGAAUACGGCCCACUCCACCCACUUCCUUCCCUCACAUUAAUUAUGAUCCCACACUGUGGUAUCAUUCCAGUGCUAUACUAGCCCUUGCCCUGGACUCCCUUACUGUGUCCUAUAGGCUGAGGUAUCACAGCUCCCCCAUGUGGCAGAUUGCAGACGCACUGGCUGUGUCUGGCCGGAAGGUGGUGGCUGCGUACGGAGCUGUUCCCUUCCCCAUGACGCAAGGCAGCUGUCUUCCUGACGCUCUCGGCGCAUACACGGACAAUUUGCCGUGGAGGCCUCUGUCAUCUUGUCCCGAGCUCGGUGACGGGCGCUGCUUCGGCCAGUCGGUGACACUGAGGGGUCUGGAGGGACAGAACCUUGUCAGCCCGCUUUCUCCUGGGACUCAGCCCCCCACCCCUCUGCACAGCCAGCACAGCGGAGAGGAGGUGCUCACCUGCUUCAUGAGGGGACACUACCCCUCCACGCCUCUGGCGGUACAGUUGGUUGCCAGCCCCAGUAAGCUGACCCCUCCCUUCCCGCAGAUUUUCAGCCCAGGCCUGGACCAGCAGGGCUUCUUGCACUCCCACACCACAACCCCCAACACUGUGUCUGCAGUGUCCAGCCUGCCCGUGCUGGCCUCGCUGCAGUCGUCUCCAGCCCUGGGCCCCUGGCUGUCCGAGCUGCAGCGCGGGGCCUGCGCCCUGGACCCCCGGCGCGUGGCCCCCAGCUACCUCUCCCAGGGCCCAGAGCCUGGGGAGAUGCAGGAGGCCCUGGAACAGCUGCGCACCCUGGCCCACUGUUACCGCGACAACACGGGCGGGGUCCUGCACUCCUCUUCCGAUGACGACGACGACGAUGACUGAUGGCGUUUCAUGAAGGCUCUUUGUCACUGUGAUAUGCAACCAUUUUCCUGUAGAUUCCCUUGGAGAGCACCAUGAAGGGAGAGUGGAAAAACUGACUGGGAUGGAUGAAUGGACAUAUGGGGGUGUGUGUGUGUGUGUAUGUAUGUGUGUGGAGGAGGUGAUUGAGGAAGUAUGAAAGACAGAGUGGACAGCAAGAAGUAAGCUCUUGGGGAGGAAUGGUAGUGAGAAUGGAGAAGAAAGAGCAGAAUGCAUACUGUAACGGACUGACUCUCCUCUGUGUGAAUCUGUAAAUAAACCUGCUUUGCUAAAAGAGGGGUGUGUUCUCAACAUAAGUGAAUCGGAAGAGUCUUGGGCAGCAAGCCAGCUGGCCAGCUUCUGAAAUGGUGCUGAACUGAAAAGCAGACUAAACAGUGUCUUCCUUGCAAAUGCAAAAAUUAAUGAGUUAAUUAGUUGCCAGUGGCCUCCUCA